AUGCUCGCCUCCACCGCCUUUUUGCACACGCGGGCGAGCUCCCCGGUGACCCGGAAUGCCCGAGGUGGUGAGCAGUCGGGCAUCUUCCAGGCGAGCGCAAAGGCGCCAGAGGCGGCCUCCAAGGGUGACGGAAAGGGCCUGGAGACCUUGGUGACUGCUUUCUUCGGUGGCGUUGUAGGUCUUGGAGUGGCGGUGGCCAAGACCAUCGAAAGCAUGGUCAACAAGAAGGCGGAGAAGCCUGUGUGGCAUCCCUCUCAGGAGGUGGGCAACAUCUAUCCCAUUGGCUAUUUUGAUCCCUUGAAGCUUGCGAAAGACGAGAAGAAGUUCCGCCAGUUCCGCAUCGCGGAGAUCAAGCACGGCCGUGUCGCUAUGAUGGCUGCAGCUGGCGCCGUUGUUCAGCACUACGUGAAGCUGCCCCCCUUCAAGGAGCUCCCAUCUGGAGUGCAGGUUUUGCAGUCCACGGAAGGCCAGAUUGCAUUUGGCUCAUUGGUUGCUGCCUGCGGUUUGGUGGAGCUCUAUGUGUGGCGUCAGGCGGAUGACAAGGAGCCGGGGAACUUCGGGGACCCCGCCAACUGGACUCAGACCGGCCUUGGCGGAGGCGCCUACAACGAGGAGAACCGCGAGCGUGAGAUCGUGAACGGCCGCUUCGCUAUGCCGCCAAGCUUCGAUUGGCUGCCAGAGGCAAUCACUUGUGACAUCGGCAACCUCUGA
This is a messenger RNA of Effrenium voratum, 711 nucleotides long. The record is from the annotation of a GenBank genome assembly. NCBI's taxonomy places the organism in Eukaryota, Dinophyceae, Suessiales, Symbiodiniaceae.